GAAAAAAGUGCACCCAGGGGGCCUCAGGACAGAGUUUGGGAAGCCCUGAAUCAGGCCAUACCUUUUUAAAGUUUCUUUCUGACUAUUUGGGCAAAACCCUGACAUGUCUGGUCCUACCUGGCCGCCUCCGAAGACUCCGGAUAGCCCGGAGAGACCCGUCCCCCAGAUGUCCGACUCUGGACCAGCCGUGAACAGACAGCCGCCCAAGAAGGUCUCCUCGGACACCCGGCCCAAGUAUGUGGUCCAUGACCAGAACAGAGGAGGAGGCGGAAUGGCCACUAGGUACUUGGCUACAAGAUCCACAGCUGGGCCCAUGCAGCACCACCACCAAGAGGACCCAGGGUUUCACCCUAAAUCUAAUGACCACUACUACCAACCACCUCCCCAAAGGCUCAAAGAAGACCAAUCCUUGAACCCUCACAUGGACCGCUACCAGCUGAUGCACCGGGGACCUCCUAAGAAGCUGAUUGGACACCACUCCAGCAGUGAUGCAGAGAUUGACUCGCUCACAUGCAUGCUGGCCGAUCUGGACAGCCAUCCACAAAACAGCGCACAGCUUAAUGACAGCAUCUCAGGGGAUCGCUACAAAGCCUCAGCCCAGCCAGGAGCAUUCCCUCAGGGCAGGCCGUCCAUGGGUUUCCCCCCUCACCCCCAACCCCAGUACCGUCGUACACCCCCCUACCCCAGUGAUCCCCAACAGGGUCUCCAGUACUUCCCCCAGCCACACUACACCGAUGCCCAGGUCUCCAAACGGUACCCCCAGCCUGUCCCCGCCUCCUACACUACCGCCCUUACUGGCCCGAGGUUCAGUGUCCAGGUCAAAACAGCCCAGCCUGUCACCUACUCCCAGACUGGUAGGCAAGCCGAGCAUGCUUACACCCCUCCCUCACCCCGCCAGCACGCGUUGCGUUCCCCACCCAAGAAUCAGACUGGCCCCCAGGGCUGGUACCCUCCCCACCCUGCAUCCCAAGUCCAGGAGCUGCACUCUGAGAGGGGUUACAAGGGGAGUGUCGCAGGGUCUGGAGGGAGAGUCACCCAGUGGCCCAUGUCCAAUAGAGGCCCAGAGACUCAUCAAUCAGGGUCAGGCUCGGCACCAAGCUCCGCCUAUCAGCCCAGUAAGCAGGGGACAGCAGCUCCGAGGCCAGAGGAGGAGUUGGUCCAGCUCACUAAGAAGUUUGUGUAUGACAUGAAUCAUCCCCUUACAGAGGAAGACUUUGGUCGCUGUGCACGUUGCGGCAACAACGUCCUUGGUGAUGGCAGCGGCUGUAUCGCCAUGGAGCAGGUGUUCCACCUGGAGUGUAUAACUUGCAUCACCUGCCACACUCUUCUCCGGGGGAAAACGUUCUACGCCCUAGGCAAGCAGAGCUACUGCGAGAGCUGUUAUAUUAGUGUCCUAGAGCGCUGCUUUAUGUGCUCCAAGCCCAUCCUGGACCGUGUCCUGCGGUCCAUGGGCAAGGCCUACCAUGCGCGCUGCUUCAACUGCGUGGCGUGUGGCUGCUCCCUGGAUGGUGUGCCCUUCACCGUGGACGCCACCUACCAGAUCCACUGCAUGGACGACUUCUACAGGAAGUUUGCCCCUCGCUGCUCAGUGUGUCGCCAUGUUAUCGUACCUGAGCCGGGCCAGGAUGCGGCGGUCAGUAUAGUGGCGCUGGGCCGCAGCUUCCACGUCAACUGCUAUGGGUGUGAGGAGUGUGGUCUGCCCCUGUCCUUUGAGGGUGAGGAGCGAGUCUGUUACCUCCUGGAUGGUCACAUCCUAUGUCAGGGCUGCAGCGCCCGGCACAUCCAGAUCCCCUCACCAAAAAAUCUCCACUGACUGAUAACCAACUAGGAAGUCACCUCUGACUUUUAACCAAUGACUCUUCCAUUACUUUAAUCUGCACUGCGGUAGAAGUUGCCCUAAGUAAUAGAUCUGGAAUCAGUUAUACUCAUAUUCAUAACUUUAAACACAAGGGGGAAAUGUUAAUCUGACUUGAGAUCAGUGUUGAAGGGCAACUUCAUCCCCCUUCACUUUUAUCCUCUCAUAGCCUUUCUUUAUACUUCAGAUGCCCAAAGCUGAGGAAUCAGUAGUAGUUGGCCUACUAUUGAACCUCAAUCUGACAGUCUUCAAUAUGAAGUCAUUAUUUAAUUUCCCUUGACCAGGUUUAUUUGUACAGUUUCAAGACAGGGUAUUGAAACCUGGAUUGACAAAUAGUUAGACCCCUUUCCUUAUCCUCUGCUUUACACUAUCACCUGUAUAUAUAUUCUCUACCCCUACUCCCUUUCCACCACACCCUAUCCCCUACCCCUCAGUCCCAUAGCAGGACUGUAUAGAGCCCCUGACCUGCAGGCAGCAGGGGCUGCACUACCCCAAACCCUUGGUUGCAUCACUGCUCAUCUCUCACGCACUAUCCUGCAUGUUGCACAUGGUCUCUCACGCACGAUCCUACAUGUUGCACACUGUCUCUCACGCACGAUCCUACAUGUUGCACACUCUCUCACGCACGAUCCUGCAUGUUGCACACUGUCUCUCACGCACUAUCCUACAUGUUGCACACUGUCUCUCUCACGCUAUCCUGCCAGACCCGGGUGGGACAUGGAAGGAGCUCCAUGGAAAAUAAAGAUUGAUAGAUAUUCACGAUGUGGAGGAUCAUAAGUAGGAAAAUGAGGUGAUAUUGAGGAAGAGGAUAAUGAGGAAUACAAUGUCUUCCUGGCUGUUGGGUAACAGUCCAGAUAAUGGAACAUAUAUUUUGUAUACCACUAAAGUUAAUAACUGUGCGUAUCUGCCUCAUAAGCAAAGUGCACAUAUGCAAGGUAUUUCUGUGACCUGAGUUUAUAUUGCAGGUGGUUUUGGUUGUGGAGUGAAUGUGUUUGGAGACCAAGUGGGUGUAGUCAGUGUUGUGCAGUGAAUAAGAGUUUUUAGAAAAUAGAUGGUAAGAAAGAUUGGUUAGAGAACGAGAUCACUGAAGUUAAUGCUUUGAUGUUAAUAGUUUUGAUUUUAAAUGCAACCUUUUCAAUUUUACUAGGUAACUCUGUUAACCACACUAAUUUAGAAUGACGGCCUACCCCAGCCGAACCCGGAUGACGCUGGGCCAAUUGUGCCCUGCCCUAUGAGACUCCCAAUCAC
Messenger RNA from Oncorhynchus tshawytscha (Chinook salmon), 3103 nucleotides. RefSeq names its product thyroid receptor-interacting protein 6-like. The record is from RefSeq and is a predicted model, not a curated record. The transcript has 10 exons. Bases 104 to 1813 code for a protein of 569 amino acids. Gene Ontology annotation, cellular component: focal adhesion; stress fiber. NCBI's taxonomy places the organism in Eukaryota, Metazoa, Chordata, Actinopteri, Salmoniformes, Salmonidae. Gene Ontology annotation, biological process: cell-cell adhesion.